UUUUUAGGUUAAUUGAGUCUCAUUUUUUCGCAGACAAAUAAUAGCGGGAUCCAUGAAUUCACAUAACGGUCCUGUAAAAGAACAUGGAAAGAGGAGAGUAGCCUACUACUACGAUUCUAAUAUCGGAAACUACUACUAUGGACAAGGCCAUGUUAUGAAACCACAUCGUAUUCGAAUGACACAUCAUCUUCUGCUGAACUAUGGAGUCUACAGAGAUCUCGAAGUUUAUCGACCCUUUCCGGCCACUUUCGAAGAGAUGACGCGCUUUCAUAGCGAAGAAUACAUGAGUUUCCUCAAAUGUGCAAGUCCAGAUAAUUUGAAGAUGUAUAACAAACAGAUGCUCAAGUUCAAUGUUGGUGAAGACUGCCCUCUUUUUGACGGUCUGUACGAGUUCUGUCAGUUGAGCAGUGGUGGUUCUUUGGCGGCUGCCGUCAAGCUGAAUAAAAGGAAAGCCGACAUCGCCAUCAACUGGAUGGGUGGCUUACAUCAUGCUAAGAAAAGUGAAGCCAGUGGUUUUUGCUACACUAAUGAUAUUGUUCUUGGCAUACUUGAAUUACUGAAAUAUCACAAAAGAGUGUUGUACGUGGACAUUGAUGUACAUCACGGAGACGGUGUCGAGGAGGCUUUUUACACUACCGAUAGGGUCAUGACUGUGUCGUUCCACAAAUAUGGUGAUUUCUUCCCUGGGACCGGUGAUCUGAAGGAUAUUGGCGCAGGAAAGGGCAGGCAUUAUUCGCUUAAUGUGCCUCUCAAGGAUGGAAUCAAUGAUGAUUCUUAUCAGAGCAUAUUCAAGCCAGUUAUGACAAAAGUGAUGGAGAGGUUUCAACCGUGUGCUGUUGUUCUACAGUGUGGAGCUGAUUCUCUGAAUGGAGACCGGCUUGGACCCUUCAACUUGACCUUGAGAGGCCAUGGGGAGUGUGUAAGGUUCUUCCGGAAUCAGAACAUACCUUUGAUGAUGGUGGGAGGUGGUGGUUAUACACCUCGAAACGUGGCGAGAUGUUGGACUUACGAGACAACUCUGGCAGUUGAUCGCGAUGUUCCUGAUGAGUUACCAUAUAACGAUUAUUUUGAGUAUUUUGCUCCUAACUACCGGCUACAUAUUGAUCCAUCAAGCGUAACGAACGAGAAUACACCCGAAUCUCUUCGCAGGAUUCAAGAAGCAGUUAUCCAAAAUUUGGAAAAGCUCACAUUCGCUCCAAGCGUUCAGAUGCAGCCUGUUCCCGAAGAUGCAUUGAAGGUGUUGAAUGACACCAGUCUUGGCCAAGAUAUGGCAGAUCCUGACACCAGACUACAUCGUUCAAUUAUGGAUGGUGUGACGCAAGAUGCUGGUGAAUUUUAUGACGGCGAAACUGAAGGAGAUGAUCGAAAAAACGAAAGCAAUGCCAAACGGGCAGCAGAAGCCGCUGCGGAUCAAGUUGAAGCCAAAAAGCCAAGAACUGACGAUGUAAAGGAUGAUCUUCUUUGA
Messenger RNA from Cylicocyclus nassatus, 1465 nucleotides. Lineage: Eukaryota; Metazoa; Nematoda; Chromadorea; Rhabditida; Strongylidae. The record is from the annotation of a GenBank genome assembly.